This is a messenger RNA of Ctenopharyngodon idella (grass carp), 2239 nucleotides long. RefSeq names its product zinc finger protein 33B. Gene Ontology annotation, biological process: cell fate commitment; regulation of transcription by RNA polymerase II. The record is from RefSeq and is a predicted model, not a curated record. Gene Ontology annotation, molecular function: histone deacetylase binding; RNA polymerase II cis-regulatory region sequence-specific DNA binding; DNA-binding transcription factor activity. Lineage: Eukaryota; Metazoa; Chordata; Actinopteri; Cypriniformes; Xenocyprididae. The transcript is spliced from 8 exons. The coding region runs from base 194 to 1942 and encodes 582 amino acids. Gene Ontology annotation, cellular component: nucleus; cytoplasm.
CAGUCUUUAUGGCUUUUACGUCAUUACUACUGACCGGAAGUGCUGAACGAUGUCAAACCCGAGCAACUGAUUGUUAUUCCCACGAUGUUUUGAAGAUAUUUCUUUAAAUUUCGUAAUUUUGUAUUAUUUUUAUCAAGCUCCCAAAACACUGAACGUUUAUUGAAACGUGCUAUAGGACGCUUAAUCGAUAACCAUGUCGAAUCGCAUCGCUUUCCAGACGCAGUUAGCUUCCAUUAUGGAGGUGCUGGCCAAUGCAGCGGUGGCUGAGAUAUGUAAACUCGUGGACGACGACUACGCGAUUAUAAACUUACAGAUGACUCAAUGUCAACGUGAAAACAAAGCGCUGAAGAGAAAACUUCACAUACUGGAGCUUAAGAUGGCACGAGGGUUUGCAGAGAGGAGGAUUAGUUCACUGAAUCGCACUAACCGGGUUCAAGUGAACGCUUUGUCAGACAAAUACAGGAACCAAUCAAACGAAGUCCUGUAUGGAGCACAGUUUAACACGGGACUGUGGAGAGGCGGAGGGACAGACUCAACUGCUCAGCAGGCUGGAAAUGAAAGUAACAGUAUGACAGGAGAUGCAGUAAUAUCAGAAGUAAACACCGUGCUGAUAAAGGAUGAGAUGUUUGAGGAGGACCAAACACAGCAGAGACUGUUCAUCAGAGAUGGUGGAGAAACAAAUACUCCUCCACAGACUGGAGAGGCUGCUUUUGGAGAUGUUCAGAUGAUGAAAGAUGAUGAUCAAGUCUCUAGGAUGCAGCAACCGACUUUGGAGCAGCAAGGACAGGUGGAAGAUGGAGAACCUGAAACAAUAGUGAUAAAGGAGGAUCUAAAUGACCAGUGGGAAAGAAACCAGACACAAGCCAUAGUUGUGCAGGAUGAGUCAAAUACAGACUGUAGUGGGAGACUUUCUACCUCACCAGCCAAAAGCACAGUUGCUCUUGGAACAGAAAAGCCUAUAGAGGUGGAAGUUUUGAAUGAUGAUAGGAGCCAGAAAACUGACAUUUCUCCAUCUACUGGACUGCAGAUACACAUACAGGGUACUGUGGAGUCCAGCCCAAGUAGUUCUCAACAGCACAGGUACCACAAGUUUGUUGUUCAACCUAGCAAGGGUCUAACAACAGGAGAAACGGCAGCUCUCACAGGUUCAGGGCACAUACACAAGGGAAUGGUGAAAAGCAGAACUUCACCCAAGAACCAUGACAAGACAGCCACUGAAACAUCAGGAAAAGGCUGCUUGUUGUAUGAGAGACCUGCAGAGCAUAAGACCAGCUUUGCACACUGGCCCACACAUCCAUCCUGCUCAUAUACAGAGUCGGACCAGGAUCAAGACUGUAUGCUGGUUCAGUCAGACACCGUAUCAUCUGUUAGAAGCUCCAAAGGUGGACGGGAUGGAGUGCCAUCUACCCAAAAACAUGCUGUUAGAAAUGCAGGUGCAACAGAGGGACCUAUGAGAGAAGAGGAAAGGUGGAAUCAAGCUGCCAUUUUGAGACAAAGCCAAACUGAAACAUCAGGCCACAUCAGUAGGCCCGAAACUAUUCAAACAGAAACUGCAAGUAGAACAAACCCCUCGUAUUUCACUGUGAUUCCCCAAAUGGUGUCCAACUUAAAUCAACCUGGGGCUUCUUUUGCUGGGCUGCAACUACCAAAGCACAUGGACAAAGCUAGGCGGAAAAGUUACGUUUGUAAGUACUGUGGAAAGGCAUUCACUGGACUGUCCAAUGUCGUGGCACACCAGCGAGUGCAUACAGGGGAGAGGCCCUUUAAGUGUGAUACCUGUGGGAAGCUGUUCACAGAGGCAGGCAACCUGAAGAAACACCAAAGAGUUCACACAGGAGAGAAACCCUUCAUCUGUUCCCGCUGUGGGAAACGAUUCGCCUGGAUCUGCAACCUCAAGACACAUCAGCAGUCGGCCUCUUGUGGAGGAGUAGGAUAUAAUUAAACAAAUCUGAUGACAAUGCAGGGCCUCUAACGUAUGCCUUCUUAUGAAUCGUGUGGUCUUCUGAAUGUCAAGGGAAUCAUUAUAAUAUUCCUGGAAUAAAGAAGAUCUAAAUUUAAAGGGGGAUAAGAAAUAUAAACCGAAAUAUUAAUAGUAAGAUCAAGAUGUGUAGAUGUUACCAGUGACUAAUACUGACGUAAAGCGACUUCGGUGUUCUAAUGUUGAAUUUCCGUGAAUUGUAAUACUAACAGUGAACAGCAGGUGGUGCACGAGCACUAAUAAAAAAGAGCGUCCAUCUAG